GCCAAAUGCAUCAGGAACUUGGCCUGGAAUGCGCGUGCGUACGUCAAGCUGCCAAGCGAAAUGAUUGAUAUUCCCGGGACCUGCACAUUCCACCUAGUUGAGUAGAUGAGCGCACACGUGCGUGGCUGUUAAUGAUUAAUCAAAUAGCAAAACCACAAUUAGCACCUUUUCGUCAAGAAAUUCUGUUAUUUUCGACUGCUGUAAGGUUAGUUUGAACAGCUGUUUUCAACAAAGGAUUUCAGUUGGUUUAACAAUGUACACCAACCACUUGCUGACUGUCCACCAAGAAAAUCAGUGUUGAUGCUUUUAACAGAAGGGUUGUGCAUAAAUGCAGUUAUUGCCAGCCCUUCGUCCUUCCAUUGUAAUUGCAAAGGCAACAGCUGGGUAGUCUCUUUAGUCAUUCUUUAUUUUUUAAAAAAAUCACGGUCCUGACGAAAUCCUUUCUUCAGAUUUGUGGAUGGGUGAAAUCCUCGAUGGCAAUUCCUGGCCCGGUGAUGCAGGUGGUGAUACAAGGUCCUCUGUCUUGCAGCAGGGUAAAGAUGAGGAAGAACUAUUGGAAACUAUAAAUGAUCCCCUUGGAAAUUCUGAGCAACAAGUAGAGGGAACUUCUCCGAAUGUACCAAGUUUGGCAGAUUGCAACACUUCAAACUCUGCGAAAAUGGAAAAGAAGAAAAAGGAGGAUUCUAUAACCAACAAGGGAAAGCAAAGAAAAUCUGCUUCAGUUGUAACGCAAUUAAUGGGAACAGAAUCGUAUCCUGCGAAAGUUGCUCCUGCAACCAGCUUGUGGAGCACAGGGAUGAGCAGUGCGGUCAAGAUCCGAAUGGAGGAAUCUGGUCGAGGGGCAGAUUCGCCUCUGACUGUUGGACAGCUGUUUAGCCUGGUGGUUCGAAAUUUUGGUCAGCGCGAUGCUUUGGCUUUCAAAGUCGAUGAUCGGUGGGAAAAAUUCACCUAUCAACAAUAUUACACUCAAUGCCGAACUGCUGCUAAAAGCUUUCUUAAGCUUGGAUUGCAACAUUUCCAUGGAGUUGGUAUCCUAGGAUUCAACUCGCCAGAGUGGUUCAUCGCAAACUUAGGAGCAAUUCUGGCAGGUGGCCUGGCUGUUGGGAUUUAUACAACAAAUUCUCCAGAAGCAUGCAUGUAUAUGAUCCAGGACAGCAACACUGAAGUUGUGUUGGUGGAGAAUUAUAAACAACUGCAGAAAAUCAUGCAGAUUAGAAAUGAGUUGCCGCACCUCAAGGCAAUUAUUCAGUACAAGCAUGAGGUGGAAGAACAGCAUCCUGGCCUUUAUACUUGGAAACAAUUCAUGGAACUUGGAAGUAGUGUCAGUGAAAUGGAGCUGGCUGAAGUUAUCAACUCUCAGAGGGCUAAUCAAUGUUGCAGCUUAAUCUAUACAUCUGGAACUACGGGGGCACCCAAAGGAGUGAUGCUUAGCCAUGACAACUUAACUUGGACUGCCUAUGCAGCAGGAAAGUUGGUGGGACUUUCUUCUGAAAUUCCAGUAAGAGUUGUCAGUUUUCUUCCAUUGAGCCACAUUGCAGCACAGAUGAUGGAUAUCUGGAUUCCACUGAGGUUUGGAGCCACAACCUACUUUGCACAGCCAGACGCACUUAAGAGUUCUUUAAUUGAAACUUUGAAGGAGGUACGUCCCACUGCUUUUUUAGGAGUACCACGUGUCUGGGAGAAAAUGGAAGAAAGAUUAAAAGAAAUUGGUGCUAAAUCAUCAGCUCUGAGAAGAAAAAUAUUUGGCUGGGCAAAGGAUAAAGGCCUACAAGCAAGUUAUAAUCUUAUGAAUGGAGUUGAUUCAAUGCCUUGGGGAUAUUCGCUGGCAAAUAAACUGGUGUUUCAGAAAGUUCAGAAUGCCCUGGGCCUGGACCGUUGUAGCCUGUGCUUUACUGGAGCUGCACCCACCGCUCAAGAUACACUGAAGUUCUUCCUGAGUCUCCGGAUCAUAGUUUAUGAACUGUAUGGAAUGAGUGAGAGUAGUGGUCCACACACAGUCUCCUUUGCAGGAUCGUUUCGAAUUGCCAGCUGUGGAAAGGAGAUAGAUGGCUGCAAGACUAAAAUUGUAAAUCCAAAUGAAGAAGGCGUUGGAGAAGUGUGUUUCUGGGGAAGAAAUGUCUUCAUGGGAUACCUGAACCUGAAGGAGCAAAGCAAAGAAGCUCUGGAUGAAGAGGGCUGGUUGCAUUCUGGAGAUUUGGGAAAAUUUGAUGAAGAUGGAUUCCUGUACAUUACAGGCAGAAUAAAAGAGUUGAUAAUCACUGCUGGAGGAGAGAAUAUAGCUCCUAUCCCCAUUGAGGAGGCUGUUAAAAGCAAACUACCACUGAUUAGCAAUGCUAUGCUAAUUGGUGAUAGAAAGAAAUUCCUCUCCAUACUUCUCACUUUGAAGUGUAACGUAGAUAGUGAAACAGGAGCUCCACUGGAUGAGCUGGCUCCUGCAGCUGUUGAUUUCUGCCGGAAACUUGGGUGUGCAGUUACCAGUGUGGGGGAAUUCGUGGAAAAACAAGAUCCCAUGAUUGAGAAGGCGAUUCAGAAUGGAAUUGAUGCAGUGAAUAGAAAAGCCACAUCAAAUGCUCAGAAAAUCCAAAAGUGGAUAAUUUUGGCAAGAGACUUCUCAAUUUAUGGAGGAGAAUUAGGUCCAACACUGAAAGUGAAAAGGUCUGUUGUGGCGAGCAUGUACAAAGAAGAGAUUGAUGCUUUUUAUACUGAGUUGAAUCUUUCUGCUGAUUAGAAGAUUAAAAAAAUCCUGGUGGUUAAAAAUAAUAAAGUCUGGCAGAUUUUGUAAUAUUAUCUUCAAAUGAACAAGAAAUUGUGAUUAAUUUCACUGUUUAUAUAAUCUUUAGGUAUAGGAUGUGAUUUGAUGGUGUAAACCACUAAAUUGUAAUUUCCUGUUGUUUUGUUUAUACGUAAUCACUUGCUUCCUGCUUUUAUUGAGAAUUAAACUGACCUGCUAAAUUUUAAUG
Molecule: messenger RNA, 2960 nt
Organism: Mobula hypostoma (lesser devil ray)
Lineage: Eukaryota; Metazoa; Chordata; Chondrichthyes; Myliobatiformes; Myliobatidae
Product: long-chain-fatty-acid--CoA ligase ACSBG2-like
Exons: 16
Coding region: 458-2728 (756 amino acids)
Cellular component (GO): endoplasmic reticulum; membrane
Molecular function (GO): long-chain fatty acid-CoA ligase activity
Source: RefSeq, a predicted model, not a curated record